CUCGGAGGAAAACAUUUAUACUUUAAGUUUUCAGUGAAAAAUCUUGAAUAUUUAUCUAUUUUAGAAUUAAGAAUUUUAUUUAAUCUCUUUAGAAUUUUUUGACAUCCGGUUAGUUAUGUGCGAUAAAUAAUUUCCGGUUAAUGUGCAAACAUUGAAUUUUUGCAGCAUCUAAUGGCAAGCACAAAUCUCAAAGCAUUACCAAACUGAACUGAACUGUGGUAUCUUUAUGAUGAUCCUGAUGCCGAAUUCUCAAAAUACCUGGCUACCGCCAAAAUAAUCGCCAAGUAGGAAAGUUGAAUGCGAAUUAUCUAAAAGUAGUAAUAUGUAUUGCGGAAUAAAAAAACACUGCAGUAUGUUUUGCAAAUAUUUGUAAAUGAAUUUAAUUUUGUACAUAUGGUGUAUCAUUUUUAAUUAGAUAUUAUAUGAAGAGUGAAAGGCCUACUUAUGAUGUAAAAUAGAGUGAUAUAUAUUUCUCUUUACAGAUUUGUACUUAAGAAAAUCCAUAACUGGGAAAUAUGUGCAGUAAAGACUUAAAUGAUCAACAAAGCUUACAGUCUCAACAACUGAUUGAUACUGAUGAAAAACUACAUGCUCCCAGCAUAAGCAGCAGAGCUUUUAGUCAGCUAAAGAUUUUAAACGAUCAUCUACAAACUCAUGCAAAGCCAUAUAAGUGUGACAUAUGUGCCAGAAUUUUUUCUCUGAAGAAAUAUUUAAAAAAGCAUUUAAUAAAACAUACUGAAACCUUACCAAAAGAGAAAACACAUAUCUGUGAGUUCUGUGGUAAAGCUUUUUUUCAGAAAGGAAAUUUAAUGAUGCAUUUGCAGACGCAUACGUUAGAGAAGCCAUACGUCUGUGAUUUUUGCAACAAGCCAUUUUCACGACAAGACAAUUUAAAUAGACAUUUUCGGACGCAUACAAAAGAGAAACCAUUCACCUGUGACAUGUGCAAUAAAUUAUUUUCUAAUCAAGGGAAUUUAAAGAAACAUUUAGUGAUUCAUACCUUGGAAAAACCAUAUGCCUGCGAUGUAUGCAGUAGAGCAUUUUCAUAUCAGGCUAGCUUACGGAGACAUUUAGUGACACAUACGAAAAAGAAAUUAUACUUGUGCAACCUGUGCGACAAAAAAUUUUCGGAUAGAAUUUAUUUAAAGAAACAUUUGCUGACGCAUGCAAAGGAGAAACUGUUUGCUUGUGACUUGUGCAAUAAAUCUUUCAGUCAACGGUCGUAUCUAAAGAGACAUUUGUCAACACAUACGAGACAGAAAUUGUAUGUUUGUGAUAUAUGCCGUGAAGUGUUUUCCGAGCACCAACUUUUAAAGAGACAUUUAGUGAUGCAUGCAAAUGGGAAGCCAGAUGAUGAUAUGCUCUAUAAAACAUUUCUAGACAGACGUAAUUUAAGGACUUACUCACGUAAAGAAAAACUUGUGCACGACAAAGCAUCUGCUGUUUCUCAAAAUUUUGAUUCAUUAACAGAUUCCUUGAAAGAAGGAACAAUACAAUAAUUUUACUUCUCUACUACAAUAUUAUAAAAACAAAUGUGUAAAUGGAUGAAAUUUACUAAGUGGUCUUAAUAUCCAAAUUAUUAAUUUAAUAAUAAAUUUUGGAUAAUGAUGACAAAAAAUCUGUCCAUCCAUGUACAUAAUUUUUUUUUAAAUUUAAAAUGCAUUAUUUCUUCUCUAAAAUUUUGAAAAUUGUAUUUUUUUAAAUAUUUAUUGUAUUGAUUUGGAGAGU
Argiope bruennichi is the source of this 1728-nucleotide messenger RNA. RefSeq names its product gastrula zinc finger protein XlCGF7.1-like. The transcript is spliced from 3 exons. Gene Ontology annotation, biological process: regulation of DNA-templated transcription. NCBI's taxonomy places the organism in Eukaryota, Metazoa, Arthropoda, Arachnida, Araneae, Araneidae. Gene Ontology annotation, molecular function: DNA-binding transcription factor activity, RNA polymerase II-specific; RNA polymerase II cis-regulatory region sequence-specific DNA binding. The record is from RefSeq and is a predicted model, not a curated record. The coding region runs from base 516 to 1499 and encodes 327 amino acids.